This is a messenger RNA of Porites evermanni, 956 nucleotides long. The record is from the annotation of a GenBank genome assembly. NCBI's taxonomy places the organism in Eukaryota, Metazoa, Cnidaria, Anthozoa, Scleractinia, Poritidae.
AUGUUUGAUUUACAUGCAAGGGAUCAAAAUGGGAUGAUUGAUGGAAAUGGUAAAGCCGUCUUAUUAAAAUUUUCAAAUUUUGCAGCGCUUGCCAAGCACAUUAAUGAUUUCAUAGAGGCAAAUAAUGGAACCAACUUAUCAUAUGAGGCCUUGGUGUUAAUCAAAAUACAGCGCAAAAGUUGUACAACUAAAGAUGAAACAUGCAUCAACUUUGUUCCUUCUGCCAUCCUCACAAUGUACCGAUCAAAGUAUGGGAAUGUACAGGUGGACAGUGAUAACCUUCAAAAUUUAGAACAAGGAUUCUUAAUUGAUGACAACAUAGUUGACUUUGUAUUUUUUUACAAGGCUGAAGAAAUUAGUGUUGCUCCUUAUAUUUCAACAGACACACUGUACAUAUUCAGCUCAUGUUUUCACAAAAAACUUGCCAGUUUCAAUCCAAACAGGAUACGAAAUUGGACAAAGGGUGUAAAUAUUUUUUUNCAGGUGGACAGUGAUAACCUUCAAAAUUUAGAACAAGGAUUCUUAAUUGAUGACAACAUAGUUGACUUUGUAUUUUUUUACAAGGCUGAAGAAAUUAGUGUUGCUCCUUAUAUUUCAACAGACACACUGUACAUAUUCAGCUCAUGUUUUCACAAAAAACUUGCCAGUUUCAAUCCAAACAGGAUACGAAAUUGGACAAAGGGUGUAAAUAUUUUUUUGAAGGAGUAUGUUAUAAUUCCAGUAUGUACAGGUACACAUUGGAUGUUAGUAAUUGUCAAAAUCAACCGUGGUGAUGGCGCCUCCAUCAUGAUUCUAGACGCAGCAAAUAGGCCUUCUCUUAGGUCAAACAAAAUACAUCGUCCAUCAGUUGAGCGUUUAGUUAAAAACUAUCUGUGAGAUGAAUGGGCUGCCAAAGCCACGCCAAAAAAAAAAGUAUUUCCUUUGGGGAAGUGAUCUACCCUGAUGUCCCCCAGUAG